Molecule: messenger RNA, 599 nt
Organism: Salvia miltiorrhiza (redroot sage)
Lineage: Eukaryota; Viridiplantae; Streptophyta; Magnoliopsida; Lamiales; Lamiaceae
Exons: 7
Coding region: 33-599 (188 amino acids)
Source: RefSeq, a predicted model, not a curated record
UGUCUCUCCAAUUCAUCCCAAUUAAGCUGUCAAUGGAGGAAAAAGGUAAAGGGGUAAAGCGCGGUUAUGGUGAUUCCACUGAAACUGCAGAAUUCGUCAUUUUGAACGAACCUGGGCUUGUCGCUGCUGUUGGGGGCAUCCCAGAGCACCUUAAAAUUGAGGGUGCGAUGAUGUUGCGGAUUCCCUUUCCCAUUUCCAAGUAUCGCAGAUAUCUGGCCGAAGAUCCUACUGAACGUCGAAGGGUUUUAUUUGAAGAUGUCAAGGACGCCUUGGAGCAACCACCCUUCAAAAAGCGGCGGAGGGCCUGUGCAAUUUGCAAGCGGCCGGAAGGGGUGGAGGAGGAUUUUAUAAUAGAAAUGAAUAUGACUCCACCUUUCCCUUUUGUCAUCAUCAACAGACCUGGAUUUGUCGCUGCUGUGGGAGGGAUCCCACAUGAGCUCAAAAUUAAUGAUGGGAUAUCAUUCUCGAUACCAUGUCCCGUGUUAAAGUAUCCUAAAGUGAUGCCUGAAGAUCCUACUGAAUGUCAGAAUAUUAUGUAUGACAGUUACAAGAAAGCCAUGGAAAGUGAUGACUUUAUAAAGGGUGAGAUUUUUAUGUAG